AUGCCACUAACAAGAAGCAUGAAGAAACAAGAUAACGCGCCCGUCGAAGUACACGUGUUCGAUCACACGCCCGCGUCGCCUUCCGCCAACGCCUUGUCUCGUGCCGGCACCGGUGCCGUGCCCGCGCCCGUAUUUACGUACAAUACCGACUUCGUCCCGCAGCCGAUGGAGGCGAGUUCAACCGCGCCGCGAACCGACGCGCUCGCCAUGACUGAUAAUCCGUCGAGUGAGUUAUUGUUAGGGGAAACAACGCCGGUGAGACGUAAUGUCGAAAAAGGGCCCGCGGCUUAUGCACAUGUAGCUCGGUCGGUUAGAUCUACUGCGAGUUCGAACGCCGCGUUACGAGACAUGGAAUAUAGGGCCGCAAAGGAACUCGCUGAGAUAAGGAGAAAACGUCUUGACCUCGAAGAGGAAUUAGUCAAGAAAAAGCUAGCUAGGGACGUCGCGCAGAUUGAAGCGAAUAGUGUAGUUGCCGCGAACGAUUUAGAAGAUAGCCGUGUUUCGUUAUGGGUAGAAAAUGUUAAUACCAUACGGGGGGAGCCCCCCUCCUCGCCGCUUCCGCAACCCGCGAACCGCGUUGAUAUAGCGCAGAGCUCACGAAUAGGGCUAGAUUUUGAACCUGCGCUAUUAGGUAGAAUAAACGCACGGGUCGGGAUAGAGGAGAACGAACGCCGCUAUAGUGAGCACUAUACAAAUCGCGACGUUGCGCCGGGAGAGAGUCGCCACUUAACGUCGUAUCAAAAUGAUCGGUCGCCGACGCGUAGGGAACAAAGUAGGCUACCGUCGCCGUAUCGUCAUAGAUCGCGUUCGAGGACUCCCGGGAACAAAGAAAAAGGGAUAGAACGCUUAGCAGAAGCGCUAGAAAAGAUGACAAGGCUCCGACCUGCGUCUUCAAAACAAGCUCAGGAGUUACCCGUAUUCAGUGGAUCGGCAGUGGAGUGGCUCGCGUUUAAAACCGCGAUGAAAGAGUCAACGGAGUUAUACGGUUUUACACACGCCGAGAAUAUGGGAAGACUACGUGUCUGUUUACGUGGCGCUGCUAGAGACGCAGUAUCAGCUUUGUUAUUUACGGAAAGCGAUCCGCGACAAAUAAUGCGGACGUUGGAGCAGUGCUUCGGUCGAACGGAGACGAUUAUCGAUAGAGCAAUAGAAGAUCUCAGACGCCUACCGAGGCUCGGCCAAACCGCACAAGAGUUGAAUAGUUUCGCUGUUAAGCUUCAGAACAUAGUGUGUAUAAUACGCAAUGUAGACGGCAGAGGGUAUCUCCGUAACCCUAUGUUAGUGAGAUAUGUGAGCGAAAGAUUAAGUCCGCAUCUUCGAUCGAGAUGGUGUGAUUACGCCGAAGACUUUGGCACCAUCGAAGAACCGGAAAUCGUGACCAUGUCUAAAUUCCUGAUGAGAGAAGCUGACCGCGCGUUAAGCCACGCCUACACCGCAACACCGUUUGUGAAGACAGAGACAACGUCGCGCCGUGAGAAGCCACGAGAAGCAACUAUACUAACCACUACACCGGUCAAGAGUGAGACAAAACAUUGUCUCUGUUGCGGCGGACAACACGGCGUAAAAGAAUGCACGAAGCUGUCAAACAUGAGUGUUAAAGAAAGAUGGGCGUGGGCGCAAGAACAAAAAGUCUGCUUCAACUGCUUACGGGGCCGGCAUCGACGCUUCGCAUGUAAGGAAAAGCGAUGCGGUAUCAACGAAUGCAGGGGUCGGCAUCACGAACUUUUACAUGCCGAGAGGGCGUCGCCGACAGAACAAGAGGGCAGCGCGACCGAAGAAACUGCGCUCGUCGCGUCAACGUCGGCGAUGUGCGAAUCAGCUUUACUAAAGGUGUGCCCGGUACUGAUACGCGGACCAGAAGGCAGGGAGAUAGCCACCUACGCGCUUCUUGACGAGGGUUCGACUAUAUCUCUGAUAGAUGAGCAACUGGCAAGAGAAAUAGGCGCAAAUGGACCGACGCGUAAACUUAGCAUCCGCUGUGUAUCGGCGACGAACGAUCACCCGAAUAGUCGUAUCGUCAACCUUACUGUUAGAGGAAAAAGACAAGAAAAUUCACACGAAAUUAAGGCUAGAACAGUGACGAGUCUAGCCGUCGGGGUGCAAACCGUGAGUACCGAAUAUUUGCAGUUAAGUCACCUACACGGUUUGCCAAAAUACGUCUGCUUUACAAACGCGAAGCCUAAGUUAUUGAUAGGAGCAGACAACUGGCACUUAAUUAUAUCGCGUAAUAUACGAAUCGGACGUCGCAACGAGCCUAUCGCGGCGAACACAUUACUCGGUUGGGUGAUACAGGGGUCAACGCCGCGAAGAGUAAGUGAAGAAGAUCACGGAACUGUACUUCACAUUCGCUCGACCUACUCACCGAGACCCGAAGACAGAAGCCGCGCGAACAAAGACGACAAGAUUAACGCAUUGUUAAAGAGGCGGUACGACAUCGAUUCAUUAGGUAUAUCGCUUAUCACAAAACCGCGUCAUUUGGAAGAACGUGCCUUAAAAAGAUUCAACGAUACGGUUCGCAAGAUCGACGGUCAGUACAACAUCGGACGGCCAUGGAAAGAUGACGUGAAGAAUAACACGAGGGAAGUCAUCGAGGUGAAUGCGAACGCCGGCUUUGUUUUAGCGAGUUGGAACUCAAUCAAAUCCGAGGCGCUAAGCAGUAUAACUACCGAUAAGCGUGCGAUGACUGCGAAGAUACAAUUACAAGAUCUUUGGACGAUGAAAUUGGUAAGCUGGGACGACGAACAACCACCAUCUGCGCGGGAAGAGUUCCAGAGCGGGUUAUACGCCAUAAGAGAAGCCGCAACACUUCGUCUGCCGCGCUGUUACGCAUCUACGGGGGGAGUCGUCGAACGCCAAUUGCACAUAUUUAAUGACGCGAGCGACAAAGCAUUCGCGACGGUGGCCUACUGGCUAACGCAAUACGAGGACGGAUCGUUUAGAGUUUCGUUAAUAGGCGCGAAAGAAAAGGUAGCUCCGAUUAAGGCACAAAGUAUACCGCGCUUAGAACUGCAAGCUAGUUUAAAAGGGGCUCGAUUAGCCGACGCGAUUCAGACCGAGCAUCGAAUUAAAGCUCAGAAAGUACGACUAUGGACAGUUUCGCAAACCGUACCUGUCAGGAUAAGGAAUUGUACGUCACGAUAUAGGGAGAUCGCAGAGCGAACUACACCGGAACAAUGGCGGUGCGACCAGGAACGCGUAGGGAAAGAUUUAGGCCUAGUGUUUCAUAUUACCCGACUGAGACCGACGUUACGCGAAGUUGAACGAAGUUGUAUGUUAUGUAAAGUGCGAAAAGCAACACCGCGGUCGACAGUAACGGGCGAUUUACCAACGGAAAGAUUAGGCGCGUACGCGAGGCCAUUUACAUAUAUGGGUGUAGAUUAUUUCGGACCGUUAAUAGUAACAAUCGGCCGACGUCGUGAGAAAAGAUGGGUAGCGUUGUUUACAUGUUUAACAACUCGCGCGAUACAUUUAGAGUUAGUCUAUAGUCUUACGGCAGACUCAGCGAUAAUGGCGUUAAGGCGGAUGGCAGCGCGGCGCGGGUGGCCGCGCGUCGUCUACUCCGACAACGGGACGAACUUUCGAGGGGCGAGCAAGGAGAUCUACCAGGCAACAGCGGAUUGGGAACCGGCACUCCGGGGAUUCGCACUUACUCGUCGCUUCGACUGGAAAUUCAUCGCACCGGGAGCGCCGAACCAAGGAGGAGCAUGGGAGCGCUUAGUGCGUUCCGUUAAACCGCCGCUCCAGAGUACGCUUAAAGAAAAACAACAUGAGGAAGACACCCUGACGACCUUAUUGGCGGAGGCAGAGGUGAAUCAGGAAGGACAAAGGACAUUAGCCCGAGGCCAGGCGAUAUGGUUAUCAUCGCCGACGGUCACCUUCCUCGUAAUGUAUGGCCUCGGGGAAUCAUUACAAGAACGUUCCCGGGACCCGACGGAGUAG
Papilio machaon (common yellow swallowtail) is the source of this 3939-nucleotide messenger RNA. RefSeq lists its product as uncharacterized. Gene Ontology annotation, molecular function: nucleic acid binding. The transcript has a single exon. Lineage: Eukaryota; Metazoa; Arthropoda; Insecta; Lepidoptera; Papilionidae. The coding region runs from base 1 to 3939 and encodes 1312 amino acids. Gene Ontology annotation, biological process: DNA integration. The record is from RefSeq and is a predicted model, not a curated record.